Messenger RNA from Mastomys coucha (southern multimammate mouse), 1829 nucleotides. It is a transcript of the gene Cldn4, whose product is annotated as claudin 4. Gene Ontology annotation, molecular function: structural molecule activity. Gene Ontology annotation, biological process: cell adhesion; bicellular tight junction assembly. NCBI's taxonomy places the organism in Eukaryota, Metazoa, Chordata, Mammalia, Rodentia, Muridae. The record is from RefSeq and is a predicted model, not a curated record. Gene Ontology annotation, cellular component: bicellular tight junction; plasma membrane. Bases 209 to 841 code for a protein of 210 amino acids. The transcript has a single exon.
AGCACCUGUGGCCUCUCGUCCUGGUGGCAGGUGCGGGCAGGAAAGAGCUGCAGUGUUCGCGCUUGGUAGCUGGUGUACCCGGCACCUCCGGCUGGCUUGGUGUCCCUGAGGCUCAUCGAAAAAGACUUUCUCGGCCCUCAGUCUCCAGAGAAAGAGAGAGAUACACUUUUUUGUGAUCCCCGACCUUGAUCCCUGCAGAGGCUGAGCGAUGGCGUCCAUGGGACUACAGGUGCUGGGAAUCUUCUUGGCAGUCCUGGGCUGGCUGGGAGUCAUCCUGAGUUGUGCGCUCCCUAUGUGGCGGGUGACCGCCUUCAUCGGCAGCAACAUAGUCACGGCACAGACCAGCUGGGAGGGCCUGUGGAUGAACUGCGUGGUGCAGAGCACCGGCCAGAUGCAGUGCAAGAUGUACGACUCGAUGCUCGCCCUGCCUCAGGACCUGCAGGCCGCCCGAGCCCUUAUGGUCAUCAGCAUCAUCGUGGGUGCUCUGGGGAUGCUUCUUUCAGUGGUAGGGGGCAAGUGCACCAACUGCAUGGAGGAUGAGACCGUCAAGGCCAAGAUCAUGAUCACCGCUGGAGCCGUGUUCAUCGUGGCAGGCAUGCUGAUUAUGGUGCCCGUGUCCUGGACCGCUCACAACGUCAUCCGCGACUUCUACAACCCUCUGGUGGCUUCCGGGCAGAAAAGGGAGAUGGGGGCCUCGCUUUACAUCGGCUGGGCAGCCUCCGGGCUGCUGUGCCUGGGAGGAGGCCUCCUCUGCUGCAGUUGCCCACCUCGCAGCAACGACAAGCCCUACUCGGCCAAGUACUCCGCCGCCCGCUCUGUCCCCGCCAGCAACUAUGUGUAAGGUGGGCCACUCUAUGUCCACACUGCCUUUGUUAUUUUUCUCGGAUUGAGCUCAUAACAGCCUAUGGCCCCUCGUAUUCUCCAGGACCUGCUCUGCCUUGGGCCACUGACUGCUUGCUAGGGAAGGGCAAACCCGGACCGUGCUAAGUUACUAGCCUUUGGGGACCCUACCUGCCCCACUUGGACACACCUCAAGGCUUCUUACUCCGGCAAGGGUGGAUGUAAAAAUAUUUCCUUGUUGCUUACAUCCAAAUUGCUCUUGGAUACGGGGCUGAAGCCAGAAGCAGCUGCGAACAUCCGUGGAGCUGGGUCCUGCUGGCCGGGAUAGCUCAGCUGUGACUUUGGACUCCGGAGUGGAUGUCCUCGUGUUAGCAAACGUCCACUGUCCUUUCCCUAUCCCCCUCUCUCAGCCUUCACGUUACUCCAGCGCUACCCUUGCCAUUACACCCCGAGAUUCCGAGCACACACGGUCCUACCUGGAGUCUUGGUGUGCUGAAUGACUGACUGAGGGGCCAUUUGAGAGCUGAUGGGUUCUGCUCGUGGAAUCCUCCCCGUGAUUAGAAAUGACUGGGGCCUUAUCCACCCACCUACCCUCCUAAUGAAGUUCUGUGGAGUGGAUGGACGGGUUUGAAGGAAGAAGGGUGGAGGUGGAUUAAACUGGUUUGGGGGGUGCUGGGACUGGGUACUUAGAAGCAGCCCAGGGUGUCCCACCCCUUUCCCAUACUGUCUUGCUAACUGCUCUGAUCUCUGUGCACUGGCUCCCUCCUCAGAAGGACCCUGGGCCUCUUGAAUGGGCCCCUCUGAAUUCACUCCGCUUGUCCGUUUCAAGGACACCGGCCAGUCUGUGGAAGGUACAGGGGUGAUGGCAUUGCACCAGGGAGUCUCCUGGACUCCCCUGCCUUCUCUGUGGUUUCUUGUUUUGUAAUUUAAGGUCUAUUCACAGCUGUAAUUAUUAUUUUCUACAAUAAAUGGCACCUGCAUACAGGAAA